This is a messenger RNA of Abrus precatorius (Indian licorice), 1629 nucleotides long. RefSeq names its product probable inorganic phosphate transporter 1-5. Gene Ontology annotation, biological process: phosphate ion transport; transmembrane transport. The record is from RefSeq and is a predicted model, not a curated record. NCBI's taxonomy places the organism in Eukaryota, Viridiplantae, Streptophyta, Magnoliopsida, Fabales, Fabaceae. Gene Ontology annotation, molecular function: phosphate transmembrane transporter activity. Gene Ontology annotation, cellular component: membrane. The transcript has a single exon. The coding region runs from base 1 to 1629 and encodes 542 amino acids.
AUGGCUCGUGAUCAACUGGGCGUUCUAAGCGCCCUAGACGCAGCGAAGACUCAAUGGUACCAUUUCACAGCGAUCAUAAUCGCGGGAAUGGGGUUCUUCACAGACGCGUACGAUCUUUUCAGCAUCCCAAACGUCACAAAAUUGCUCGGACGCAUAUACUACACCGAAGAAGGGGCAGCGAAACCGGGUACUCUACCUCCGAACGUCUCAGCCGCAGUAAACGGCGUCGCAUUGUGCGGGACCCUUGCCGGCCAACUCUUCUUCGGUUGGCUCGGAGACAAACUGGGAAGAAAAAAAGUGUACGGCAUAACCCUUGCUCUCAUGGUUUUCUCCUCCCUCGCCUCUGGCCUCUCCUUCGGCUCCACCCCUAAGGGCGUCAUCUCCACCCUCUGCUUCUUCCGCUUCUGGCUCGGCUUCGGCAUCGGCGGCGACUACCCUCUCUCCGCCACCAUCAUGUCCGAAUACGCCAACAAGAAAACUCGCGGCGCGUUUAUAGCUUCUGUUUUCGCUAUGCAAGGCUUCGGAAUCCUUGCUGGCGCCGUUGUUUCUAUCGUAGUCUCCACGGCUUUCGACCACGCUUAUAAAGCUCCUCCCUACAAUGUAAACCCCAAAGCCUCGCUUGUCCCUCAAGCCGACUACGUUUGGCGCAUUAUUUUAAUGUUCGGCGCCUUGCCGGCUGCUCUCACUUAUUACUGGCGCAUGAAGAUGCCUGAAACGGCGCGUUACACGGCUUUGGUAGCCAAGAAUGCAAAGCAAGCCGCGCAAGACAUGUCGACGGUGUUGCAGGUUGAGAUCGAAGCAGAGCAAGAAAAAGUGGACAAAAUAGCUGACAGAGAUGCAAAUAGCUUUGGGUUGUUUUCUAGGGAGUUUGUGCGGAGGCAUGGACUUCACUUACUUGGGACUACCACCACUUGGUUUUUGCUGGACAUUGCCUAUUACAGUUCUAACCUUUUUCAGAAGGAUAUAUACAGCAAAAUUGGGUGGAUUCCUUCUGCAGGGGAAAUGAACGCCAUUCAUGAGGUUUUCAGGGUUGCUAGAGCCACCGCUCUCAUAGCUCUCUGUGGAACUGUCCCAGGCUAUUGGUUCACUGUGGCUUUCAUAGACUAUCUUGGCCGUUUCUUCAUUCAACUCAUGGGCUUCUUCUUCAUGACUGUUUUUAUGUUUGCUCUUGCCAUUCCUUACAACCACUGGACCAAAAAGGACCACAGAAUUGGGUUUCUUGUUAUGUAUGGUUUAACUUUCUUUUUCGCCAAUUUUGGCCCCAACGCCACCACCUUUGUGGUGCCGGCCGAGAUCUUCCCCGCCAGGUUGAGGUCCACCUGUCAUGGAAUAUCCUCCGCGGCGGGCAAGGCCGGGGCCAUAGUGGGGGCAUUUGGAUUUCUAUACGCUUCGCAGGACAAGAAUCCUGCAAAGCGCGACGCAGGGUACCCUGCUGGGAUCGGCAUGAAGAACACACUGAUCGUACUUGCUUGUGUGAACUGUCUCGGCAUUUUUUGCACGCUGCUGGUGCCCGAGUCCAAAGGGAAAUCCUUGGAGGAGUUGAGCGGAGAGAAUGAAGAUGAAGGUGAACUUGAGAGUGCUGAGCCCCCACAUGGGGCUUCUUCUUCUAUUAGGACCGUUCCCGUUUGA